GCCACUGGGUCACUGAAGACAUGUGUGACAAUAUGGAUAUCGAGAGGGAACGCAGAGCGCUGGCGGUGCGCUGCAAUAUGCUGGCUCGUAGGUUUGCACGAUGUACUGAAGAGGUGAAGGCUACGCUUUUUAAAGCAUAUUGCCAGUCCUUCUACACGUGCAGCCUAUGGAUCAGCUAUACGCAGCGGGCAUACAGCGCUCUGCGGGUACAGUACAACAACGCGUACAGGGUGGUGUUCGGGCUGCCGCGACACUGUAGCGCAUCGGGUAUGUUCACGGAGGGACGGAUCGAUGGCUUCCACGCGAUCAUCAGGAAGCGGUGUAGCUCGCUGUUGAGGCGAUGGCGCGCCAGCUCGAAUACCAUCCUCUGCACGUUGCCCGACCGGUGGGACUCACCCUGGCUGAAGCACUGGGUGCAGCUACAUGCCCCAUUAUGCCCUAAAUAUACCCAACCAAUCCCGAGGAAGACCACCCAACACCUGGUGGUCAGACAUGCAGAAAGAGAUCCGGAAAGAGAACCUGAGUACGCAGACAAGCCAGAACAGAGCACUCUGGCGCAGACAUACAAGAAGACCCGACCACAGAUAAACUGGGAAGAGGGACAGGCAAAGAAGAAGAGGGUGCCUUCUAUUCGGCUGAACACCCAAUAG
Cydia strobilella is the source of this 650-nucleotide messenger RNA. RefSeq lists its product as uncharacterized. The record is from RefSeq and is a predicted model, not a curated record. NCBI's taxonomy places the organism in Eukaryota, Metazoa, Arthropoda, Insecta, Lepidoptera, Tortricidae. The coding region runs from base 21 to 650 and encodes 209 amino acids. The transcript is spliced from 2 exons.